GUCAUAAUUUUGGACAUUCAUCGUAUUCCCACGAAGGGCUAGGUCAAGAUAUUCUACAUGUUAUGUGGGAUUUCGAAGGCAAAGCAAGUAUUAGCGAAAAUCUUAGUAACAUUUUCGUAUUGAGAUUUUAAAUAACAUCGCCUUACAUGUUGUUUGCGUGUGAGAAUGUCGUCAUUUGAUCGUAAAAUUUGAUGUGUUUGGCCAGUUAGCGAUCGAAGUUUCACUAGACGGACCCUCUGCACUACACAUGCGUGACGUCACGCGCUGCAAUGGCUGCAGCUGUGGGAUGGAGUGUUGAGGAAGAUGGAAGUCUUUCUGUUGAUGAGCAGACUGUUGGUAUUGCAUAUCACCCCAGGCUAAAUACUGUCUUGGCAGUAACUGCAGAACCAAGUAUCAAAGUUUUGGAUGUCAACUCUGGUGUCAUCCUUAAGAAAUCAUCUUUAUCAGCCCCUGCCAGCAGACAUGUAGAAUGUCGUUAUCUGAGUGGAUCAGAUCAACUCUUUCUAACAGAUGGUCACUCUGUAGGCUUGAGAAAAGAUCUAGGUGGGGUCCUUCUGCUCGACUCUGCCCUACAAACCCCAGUGACCAACCCUGAUAAAGAUGUCAUGGUGGAAAUACCAUAUUCUGAGGCAAGUCAGCUGUUGGCAUGCCUCAGGAAGAACAAGAUCGCCAAUUCUGAAACUGUCAUGGAGAGUAUCGAGGAAGAGCUGGAACGUUACAAACUUCCAAAUGAUCAUGCCUACCACAAAACAACCAAGUGGGCCACUGUCCAUCUCCGCCUACCCCAUGCCACCCUGAAGAAGGUCAUCAAUGGACUUGUGGUUGAACUAUGUCGCACACACCAGCGGGUCUCUGCUCUACCCAUCUGUACUGCCAUCCUGGACCGUCUUCAGAGGCUCUACCCGGAUGGACAGGAGCCCCUGGUUGUAGGGGGAGACACCACCAUCGAGAAGUCCCAGAUGUACAGCGAGGCUACCCGUCGACAGACAUUCGCCCAGUGGCCCCAUAUGGACUACAAGUGGGCUCUACCAGAACCCAUGGCUCAAGCUGGCUUUUAUCAUCAGCCAUCAUCAAUAGGUGAUGACAGAGCUAUGUGUUUUACCUGCAGUGUGUGCCUUGUGUGUUGGGAACCAACUGAUGAACCUUGGUCAGAACAUGAGAGACACUCUCCCACAUGCCCCUUUGUGAGGGGAGAACCGACCCAUAACGUCCCCUUCUCUGUCACCCUUUCAACUGGCCCAGCUCACACGCACAGCAAGAAUGAGAAGAUAUCCUGUGUUAGUGAGGGCAAUACGUCCUCUCUGAUGGCAACAUCCACUGACUCUGGUUGCGUCUGCAUCUGGGAAGUCCAUGAACAGCUCAAAUUAGCCACCAGAUUCAUCGUCAACCCCAAGGAUCCCAUCUUCAAGGGCCAGGGACCGGUCAUCAUGGACACAGAACCUGCGAUGGCUGUGAAGCAGGCAUGGGUGGCACCAGAGGUGCCGGUGUCUGUUACCAGCAGUAGCAGUAGCUCCACCAGUAGUACAUCAAGUAGCACCAGCAGUGGAAGCACUGGUCACCUUCCCAUGAAGGAUGAACAAGCACUUGUCAAUAGCCCAAAGGGACUCCCUGAGACAUCAUCUAAGACAGAGGAGAUGAAACAAGACCCUUCCGUGGAGGAAUCAGAGAGAGAAAAGGGAGCUUUUGGUUCGUUAGAGGUGAUUGAAGUGAGCGGAGCCUGGAAGGUCACAGACAAUGGAAAGCAGGAGACUAAUGGCCCUGCUGCUGAUGAAGGCACCCAAACGCACAAUGCUAUACCUGAAGUCCGGGAUGAGGAGCCGUCUGAUUCUGUUGUAGUGUCUGCCCUGGGUAUGCUCAAUGCUAGCAAACUACCAAGCCUAGCAACAUUAGGAACAUCCGAUAUGUCUUUCCCUUGCCUGGUGACUGGAGUUAGUAUACGAAAAGAAGAUCAGGAGAUAGUCAAUGGCAGCAAAGCGGAUACUAGUAGGAACAGUGUUAUAGAGACAGACAAUGCUGUUGACGUAGACGGGCCCAAGGAUGAUGAGAAUGGAGAUGAUGCCGGCAUUGGUGGUGCUCCACCCAAGAAGCUCCUUUUUGCUGAUGCAUAUCUCGGAGAUUCGGUCGAUGGGGAUGUCGAUGGGAAAGUGGGAAGUAAAGUGGCAUAUACAAACUACUUAGUUGUUUACUGUAUGAUGUACAAGGGCAAACCAUUGCCAGUUGUCAAGAAGAGUGGUGAGAAAGCAUCGUCGUCCUCUGGCUUUCACAAAACGCAGAGCAUGUACUUUUCACUUUCGCAGGAGACGCAAAAGCUUGACUUGGAGGAGGAUGAGCUGGGAGGGUACAGUGAUCUGGAAGACCCGCUCAAUUUCCAGUUCUCCCCCAUGGUUAAUAACAAUCCUCCACCUAUUCCUUCUGGCUCAGGGUCUGUCGUAUCAAAGCAGGUCUCUAUGAGCGUCAAGGCUGUUCAGUGCGUGGAGCUACCUGAGUCAGUGCAAACGAAUGAUUACGUGGUGACAUCUGUCAGGACCUCCCUUGAUGAACAGCAUCUGAUGGUUGUCUUGAGUCCACAUUCUGGAAAGAUGUUUGAGAGGGAAUUCAUAGAUGGUGGUAUAGACCAAAAAGAAAAGGAAGAAAUUGCAAGUACAAGUAAAGAGUCAACAACUGAAUCGGUGCAAAAUGACUUGAACAAGGGUAGCUCUCCUUUUGUGAUGAUGAGCAAUGAAGAGUGUGGUCCAGGUGAGGAUGAGGUUGACACAGGGCCCAGCUCUUCAGGAAAAGAUGAUGCUGAUGCUAGGACUAUUCAUCCACCUUACAUGAAAGAUCUACCUCCCAGAGCACCAUCUGGAGGUUUUCUAGUAAUCUACAAGUUAAAGAGAGCAGGCCAGAUGAUAUCUGUAGAGAAGGAGCCAUGCCAUAUACACCAGAUAUCCUCCACUGAGGAUUCGCUGUCAUACCUGACCCCUCUCCCCUCGGGGGUCACGGACGCCAGCAGUGAUGAGGACGAAGUCGAUCCAUACAUGGACAGCUCUACAGAUAAUAUGGAUAAAGAUGAAACCGAUUCACCAACAUCGCCCUCAAUAGGCAAGUGGACAGCACUAACUCAAGAUGGCCGUCUGAUUGUUUUUGAUGCUGCUUCUUUCUCAGUACUCCUGUCUAUCUUGCCAUCCCACUUUGACUUCACGCUGACCUCCUUCGGUCCCGAAGACAAGACGAAUCACUACGUAGCGCUUACCUACUGCACGGGUAUGGAAAGACUAUGUGUGUGCACGGGUGGUGGGAAGAUCAGCUUCUUACAGCUAGAUGAUGGAGAAUCCUCACAAUCUAUCAAAGUGCAUAGCAAGGCUGAUCAAAUGGAUUCAGGGAAAAUGGCAAUACUAGAUAGCAGGCUGACUGCUAACAUUGACAAGUCAAGUAAAGAAUUCAUCAUCAACUCUAACCUGACCAUCUCUGCACUUCACACGCUGCAUCAGCUCACCAAGUUUGAGAUCCUGGUGCCCCGUUUCUCCGCCACGGUACCGCCGUCCUGGACAGAGAUCCAGCAGGAGCAGCAGCAGAGGCGUCAUCCCCAGCACCUACACCAGCGUCAGCAGGGAGACGCUCUUCAGCAUACCAGGACUUGGAAGCUCCAGCCUGAUGGCUCUACAAGUCAAGAACACCUGUUUGAGAUAGUCCUUCCCAGGAUGUGUGCAGUGGGUCAUAUAGACAUCAAGUUCAGUCUACUCCCCUUCUGUUCUGCACCUCCUGGGAUACAGGUCACUCUGCUUCAGCAGAGUGAAAAAUAUCGAGCAGGAGACAAAGAAAAGAUGAACAUCAAAUCAACACCUAUCGAUGCUCAUAUCAACUUCAACAUGAAUGCUGGAUCGAGUACAAGAUCCAAGGAACCCAAAGAGCAAAACGUAGAUCUUCCAGAUCUUCCACCUCCAUUCCUUGGAGCAGUUGGCACAGACAAUGCUGAUGGCGAUGAAGCUGGGCCUAGCAAUGGACGAUCAUCCACUCCACCACAAGCUGGAUCCUCCAAGCAGUCAUCAGGUCAAAGGUCGGCUCUGACCGAGUCGUCCUUCCUGCGGAGACACAGAGAGGAUGUCCUCUGUGGACCUUGUGGACUAGAGCUGUUUGUGGAUACACCUAGUCACACAGGGACAGUCAUGCUGACCAGUAAGGAGCUGAUGCUCUGGAAAGGCAGGUCAUUCCUUCUACACAUCUGGGCCAGUGAUGAAGGAAGUGCUGAAGCUACGAACGGCAGGUCCAAAGCUGCUCGUUCAGACCAAGCAUCAUCGUUUGUUCCUCAAUUUCACACCAAUGUGGACCUGGCUGAUAGACUGACCACUGUCCAGCUUCGCAAGGACAUGGAAAAGUACAGUGGAUGUGAUUGGAUACAAGAACUCUCCAUUACAGUCUGCAAAUCAAAGAAGGUCAACCUACCCAAAGAGAGAAUCCAAAGAGCCCUGAUGGUGGAGUCCUCCACCUUCCAUCAAGACCUGCUCAACACGGUUACAGCAUCAAGUACCCUAUCAUCUAGCAUGACAGAGCACAAGCAGAAGCAGCUACUAGCAUUUGAUGUUCUAUGUUGGGUUGCAGGAGUUCACAUAUCAGAGCCUGAGAGGCCUUCUGGUUUGGUGGAAGCCACGGAGCACAUCCUACCAGAGAUCAUCAGGAUCUGUUACCUGGAAGCUGAAAGAAGUCUAGCUCACAAGUGUAGCCGCUUUUUGGCCCUCUGCUUAGGGUGUGCCAAGAGAAGUCAGAACCCCAAUGUUGCAGCCUCCUUCCAGAAGGCCCUCCUGCAGAGCCUACUCCAGUGGUUACCGACAGUUGCAUGUGCCCCAUCCUCUGGCUCCCUACACUGGUUCUUUGUCAUCCUAGGCCUGGUCAAGCAUGCUGAUUAUGAGGCGGUCAGUGGGGGUUGCAUGGCCAUGCUCAAGGCAGCGGCCAGGCAGCUGGAUGAGGCUACCCUGCCACAGCAUAUCAUGCUUAGGGCAAAGUUUGGCUAUUAUGGCACACCCCUGGAACCAACUCUAUUUGAUGUGGAGCCACCCCGCCCGCCAUCCAAACUGGACUCCACUGGCCCCUCCACUGCAUCCACCGGCACCACCACGUCAAGCUCUGUCCCUCUUCCCCAGAUCUGGACUGAAGUGGGACCUUACAGCAGUCAUCAGGGACUACCACCAGUCACCCUGGGUGGAGGAGGAGCCUUUGACAUUGGUGCUGAACCAGGAAGCAAGGGCAUGUCCUUGAGAGGCAAGGGAGCCCUGGGAGGGAUCGUCGGAGUAGAGAAUGGUGAUGGAUCACUAACGAGUGGUGGUUACUUCAUGAAGGGGCUCCUGGAGGUAGAACCAUUGCAUUUCGCAUGCUGUGGCAUGAGUGAUGGAGCACACAUUGAGAGAAUUGGAGGAGGUAUACACACAGCAUCCAGUGUUCACCCUAUGCCUCAAGGCCAAGGUGGUAAAAGUAAUGCUGCACAGCCAGGGAACCCUCCCACACCAGCCUACCUGGCUACCCUGACCAAUGCCAUGGCUACAGCUGAGAAACAACUCCAGAAGCUCAAAGAAAAGACCAAGGCUUUGGUUCAACUCAAGAAGUACAACUACAUGUCAGGGCAGUCCUCAAAGGGCGUGGCAGAACCAAGUCCCAAGAACUCUCCUCUAUUCAUGACCCCGCCUAUCUCCCCUCCCUCUGAACCUGCUGUAGGGCAGGUCCCUCAAGAGCAGCCCCCUCUAAUGUACAGUAUCCCUGAUGAUGAGUGUGGUUUGCAUGGUCAGCCGGGAGAAGGCUCUCAGGGAGGAAAAUCAUCAAGUAAAUCCUCUUCAAAGGAUGAUCUGAAGUUUGAGUUGGAUGAAGGUGUUCCCUCCAGUGCAUCCUUGGUACGCAAUCUUCUUCAUCCUCCAUCGUCACAUAUGAUGGUCAUUGAGAGGAUGCAUUCAGGAGCAAGGAGGUAUGCUGUGCUUGACUUUGGUCGCCCUAUCGUCCUGACUGAUGUAUAUAUUCCAGCAUGCAGUGAUCUGACUUCUCUAUCAGUGGACAUAUGGACCCAGUUAGAAGAAGUGGACGGUCAGCGGUUGGCUGUAGCAAUGGACAUUGAAUCCAGGGACUUAGUUUUGAAUGACCUUCUACCUCCUCCAGUGUGUAGAUACUUGAAGAUUACUGUUGUAGGCAACUACGGAAGCAACAGCCCAAAGUCUAAGGUUCCUCUGGGUACAUUCUACGGUCAUUCCUUCAUUCACCUAGAGGCAAAGCCCAGAGACCUCUCUGAUCCAUCUCUUGUAGAACUACGGAAAGAACAGUAUGUGGGACUAGCAAUGGCAAUAUUGGAUGACAUCCAGUGCAGGUACAGUCUAGCCACUAGCCGACUUCAGAAACUCCUUCAAGCGUAUGAGAGUUUCCAGACAGAGAGUCAGAUGGAUGGAAGUUUCACCCAGACACGAGAGAAGAUGGACACCAACGGCAGCAUCCGCAAGGCCUAUGUGGAAUGUGUGCAGCUUCAGCAGCAGUUGAAUGUUGUUCAGCGUACCAUCCUGAGGCUUCGUCAACAGAAGCCCCAUCAACCCUACACGAUGGUCCCCAUCUCCAGCCCUGCCUUGGCUGUCAAGAACACCUCCACCGAUGCGCUACGCAUCAUGUGCGAGCAUCUCUUGGAGGUGCUGCUAAGCACCACUCAAGGAGCGAUGGCCCUGCCUGUGUCCCUGUGCUGUGCCUUGGAUGCAGAGUCAUGCAAGUCAAUCUUCAGGCACCUGUGUGUGAUGGGAACCCCAAGACUGAGCUUACUCACAGGAACGUUACUGGUCAGGGUGUGUGGCUCAAGGCAAUGGUGGGGAGAGUUUCUAGCUGCUGCUCUCAAGGAAUUCUUCCAGUCAGAUCAGCCAACAAUGUUCCCUCAAGAUAGAGUGUUUCUCCUCCUGACUUCACUUGGUCAAACAUCCCUGGCCUCAAGCAAUGCUAGCAAUGUCUUGGAAGAUCUUCUACGACUUCUCACUGAACUGCUCUCACCUCUCCUUGGCAAUCAGUUUGUCAGCAGUUAUGGAUCGCCUGAAGGUUCACUGGAUCUACCACUAGUUGGAUGGGUCUUACUAUUCCUGUCUCGUGUGUUGGACCACAGCAGUGCGACCCAUGCGACUGGCCACUCCUCUGCUGAUACCACCCAGGAUGCCGAGGCAGGUGCCAGUGCAGGAGCAGCAGGAGGGGCUACAGCCAUGCCUGAUCACCAGGCAGACAGAGGAGGAGGAGUCCAAGGCGGUGGUGGCAGUAACAGAUGGGACUUCUUGACCAGUCAACUCCAGGCUCCAGGGAACAAUUCCCAACGCUCCCACACCAGCGGGAGAGACGUGGUCAGGGGGGUCAAGAAACAAGUCCAGUCCCACAAGGACCUGCUCUACGACAUCAAGGGAGGCAAGAAGUCAAGUCAGGCCAAAUAUGGAGAAGACUCGAAAGGCGAUCCCAUCUCAGAUUUCCACUUGAAGAAGAAACUCUAUCAUCAGGUAGCCAAGAAGUACCAUAUAGGUGUAAAGAUGCCUGUGAGUGCUUAUGAAGUGAGGAAUGUCUUGCGUGCCAGGAUGGCUGCCCGCAGUGCCCGAGGUCAGAAGUCUGUGCAGGGAGGGUCAAGUCGCGGAGCCAUGGAUGGCAACUCAAGUGGCUCCAGUGACCUCUUCUCGACCAUUCUGCUCACCAGGGACAAGUGUAUUCCUGUUGUCCAGGGGCUAGUAAGACUUUUGCUGGCUAUGGAUUUCACCUGCCAUGUGGACUUGUUCCUUGUCACUUGCAAGGUUCUGGCUAGAAUAGCCAAUGCAACCAGACCAGCCAUCACACUACCUGAGAUCAUGAGUCAAGAUCAGCUGAUACAGCUGGUAUCAAGGUUCUGCAGUAGUGAGUACUGCGCUGGUAACUCUGCCUGGGGAGGUCCUUGGCCCUCACAUGCUAUCACCUGCCUGCUCUUGGAUAUCCUGGAAGGUGAGAGAUUGUACCCCUAUGUGGAGGAGCCUGCCGGUGCUUCAGGUGGAGCUUCCUAUUCCCCUCCCAUGGGAGCCACAGGUGCUGAUCCAGACCUGAUAGCAGACUCCCUGGCCAGUGGUGGGGCCGAGGCCGGUGCACCUGCUGAUGCCGCGGAGGCUGAAGUCAACAAUGCAUCGGGAGGAGAGUAUGAUUCUGGUGGUAACGGAGGAGAAGGAGAGGAGAAUGAAGCCCUGGAAGAACCUCUGAUCAUUGAUGAACUGAGUGGAGAUCCAGACAUUGUAGGAGAAGGAGGCAAUGAUCCCCUGGUAGACAUGGAUUUGCUCUUUGGUUCAUGGAAGACCAGUGGAGGUCUCUUUGGUGAGAAUGCUCCAAAGAAAGUAGCCCUGAAGAGUGGAGCUGGGAGCAUGGUAGAUCCUGUCAAGAUCCCUACCUCAGCUCUUCUCGCUUACGCCAAGAAGAAUAGGAAAGACAAACUGAAAAUCCUAGUCAGAGGAGAUGGAAGAGGAGAAAGUGCAGGAUCAGCUUUCACCCCACGGAUGUCAAGUGCAGUUGAUGCAAGAUUGGACCAAGACCUGGAGAUGAGUGCAGAAUGGUUUUUGAAGAUGUCCAGCUUGAUGGAGGCAGAAACCGUCAGUCAGACCUUCACUAGUCUUCCACCUCCACCUGCCUUUGCACCGGAAGAGAAACCAGACGUAGAACUCUUGGAUAUGGGGCAGACUGAUGAUGACCUGGCAGCAAGUAGAGCCAUGAGUGGAAGCAGUAGCAGCAUUCACCCUACAAUGAGAUCCUCCAGAGACCUUCUGGCAGCAUGCUUCCACCAACUCUUUGCUGGACUUGAGGCAGGUCGCAUCAGACUGCAUUCCUUGCUCCAGCUGUGGCUUACAAUCAAUGAGGGAAGCAUCAAUGAUACAGAUGGAAACACCAGUCACUUUAACGAUUCCAGAGUGCCAAGCUUUCCCCUGGACAAACCAUCCAUCAGUCACAUGCUGGCCACUCUACGGAAAGAACACACUCUCAGUGUGUGGACUUGGUGUCUGGCUUUCAGAGUGCUGACAGUCCAGAUCAACACCAGGGGUUCUACCAAGGAUGCAGUGUCAGUAGCAAACUCAAUGGUCAAUGAUCCAAACAUGUUUCACUCUCUUGUCAAGUUCCUGUCUGGUGGAUCAUUCCAGGGUCGAAGGUCUGGACACCAAGACUUUCAGGUUGGGCCAACUGUGACUCUAGCCUUUCAUCAACUGCUACUCAGAUUACAUCUGAGGGUGUUCUCUGGACCAUCUGCAGGAGCAAAGGCACUCAAGAACCUACUGUUGAAGGUCGUGCAGACUCUAGUUCAACCAAGAGAGGCCAUCAGUGCAGGAAUAGGACCAUUGGAUGCCCAGAUCACCUUCUUGGAGCUUAUCUUGGAGCAGACCUUUAGCUCUACAGACCUGAAUAGCAUUGCAACAAUGGUGGAUAACAUUACUCUACUGAUCCAUGAACAUGUCAUUGAUGGAAGUGGAGUGACCCAGCUGGGCAGUGAGAAUGGGGGCUCAGCCCGAGCCAACCUGGCUAAUGUUCUGGCUGGGAAGCUCAAGGCGGGUGCAUCGAGAGUGCUGCAUAAUGAAAACAGUAGAGAGGCUUUGAUGUGUGGACUUCUGCAGCUUGUCAACGAGCUUCUGAAGAUGUCGGUGUCACAAGAUCCAUUCGGUACUUCAGUUUGGUCACCUGUGGGAGGCAGGGGGUCCCUGCACAGUGGUGGCGUGGCAUACCCAACCCCACCCACUUCUAUGAGCGAUGAUGACAAGGAGAGGAAUGGAGAUGUGAGUGGUCUGUCUGCAGCAGCCAGCAGCGCUUUUGCCUCUUGGGCAGCAGCGCCUCCUCAGUCUCAACCUGCUGCUCCCCUGCGACUAGCAGACCUUGUCCUCACUAACAAGGAAACAGUGUCCAACUUGUUGUUUGCUCUAGGACAUUCCAGCAGUAUGGCCAUGGCAGCCAUGCUGAAUCCAGGCUUCUUCUCACAGGGCAGUGAGCCCCUUCUGAGCGCUGAACCCUUAUCAAUAGGAGACCAUAUCUUCCAGAUCCUGGCUACUCUUAACAAGGAAGCAUCACAUGUCAGGAUUGUCCUUCAAGCAAUCCUGUCCUAUCUCAGCUGUGCCAAUGGAAGAAGGGGAGAGAUGCUUUCAGAACCUCUACUGUGGUACACACUGAGUGUCCUCAACAGUCCUACUGCAAUGGAUUCAAUGCAUGAAAUUGGAGGAAUUGAGAUCAUCUGUGCCAACCUGGUCAACAGCAGUCGAGCAAGCAUCGAUCCCAACCCUAGCAUCAUCUCCCCCAUCAUGCAACUUACCUGUCCCCCUAAGGCUCCAUCAUCCAACACAAGCAGCACAAGUAGCAGUACCAACACCGGUUUCACCAAGAGGGGAUCCUCAACUGUUGAUGAGGAGAAUGUUGAAGGCUUCACAAACUUUGCUCCUUACGGUGUGAUUAGUUGUAGCAACAUGACAACUCGACCAGCAGAGUCCUUGCUGCUACCAACCCUCUCUAAUCGACGUAGCAGGCAGUCUUGGGCCCAUACCUUCUCCUCAGAGGAGACCUGGUGUGAUCUUACCAUCACUCUACCUUGUGCAGUAGUGCUAGAGGAGAUCCAUAUUCUUCCCCAUGUUACCAAUCUUGCAACAUGUCCCUCUGCAGUGUCAGUAGAGAUUAGCCCCAACGGCUCCAGCACCAUCCCUGUAUGUCCACCCCUUGCGACUAGUGGCCUUACCUCCAUCAAGCUCAAGAUGCCUCGUCCCAUGGUCACCUCAUCAGUAUGUCUGCAGCUGAGGCGACCCAGGGAGUCCACCCUGAUGGCACUGACACGGAUACGACUGCUUGGGACUACAGUGUUGGGAGGUGGUCAAACUGGUGGCAGCGGUGGGAUCAACUUCUCUCAUCCUUUGAGUGGACUGCCUCUAAUACCACCCACAAACCCACACCAUGUGGCUGAAGAUGAAGCAGUCAGAGGAAGCACACGUUGGCUGAGACUCCUGCACCACUGCCUAGCUGGAACAUUCCUGAGCAGCACAGUAUCAAGCAUUGCCCAGACGGCAUCCCAGACUCCUGGCCUUCUAACUACCUGUAUGGCCCUACUGGCCUCUCCUCACUGCAGGCCCAAUAGGAGGGACAUUGAGUCCCUACUCCUGCAGCUCAGUAGGUCCAGGACUGAAGUAGGACUGGCCCUUGUGGACAUGUUCCUUCGUAACAACUACUGCUUUGGUCAUGGUGAACAUGAUUCUGGAUUGGGUCUUCUAGGACGUCCAUUUAGUCUCGCUUCAGAUUCCAGUGUAGAUAUCAUUUACCAGCUAGGCACAGGCUCAGAUGCAGGCACCAGAGAAAGAUUACAGACUCUUCUGGACUGGUUAGGAGACACAGCUCGAGUAGCCCUGCACAUGCAUAGCAGCUACCACCGAACACCCCGUACCUUCUCUCCUGUUGAGUCGGGUCUUCUGCAUCCUGCACCCAUCCAUGUUCACUGUGUGGCUGCAGUCCUUUGGGCAACCCAUUCUCAAAACACCAUGCAACAUAUGGUGAACAUGAUCCCAACAGAAUUGUUCAGUUCCAUCUAUGAAUGGUCUACUGUGCUGCCAGUCAACUCAGCCCUGAAGAGAGCAGCAGACUUUGUCUUGUGUUCAAUGUGUAUGAUUCAACCAGCUCACUUUGACUCCUUGCUUCAAUGGAUGGGGGUUAUGGUUGGAGGACCGGUGGAGUUACAAGCCUCUAUCACAGAUGACAGCAAAGAAGAUGAGCUGAACAUCUCACUGACAGACGACUCCAAGGGCGCUAACCUACAGCACCAACAACACCAGCCACAAUCUACUCCUCACCUUCCUUCAAGUCAACCAAUCACAAGACAAGAGUUUAGUCAUGUGAUCAUCGAUGAGGCUCAUCUCUCACUACUAGCCCUGGCUUGUCAGUCUGAUGUGGCAACCAAGAGACUCCUGGAUUCUCAGUUCCUGGUUCUCCUGGCAGAAGCUCUAGCAGAAUUCUGCACACAGGAGCUGAUCCGAACAGAGUCAUUGAAUGGUUUCAGUGAUCCCUUGACUGAUGCAUCCAAACUCAAGGCAUCAGGAUCCCGUGUUCAGUCACCUCGCUCACCAAGAAGUUCAGCCAGGAGGGGCAGCACUGAAUCUCUCCCAUCGGAUGCUACAGUUGUCCUUACAGCUGACCUGGUAGCCCCUGUCCUCAACUUCUUCAAAGAUCUAUCAGCACAAAUUGAGAUCAAGAACUGGCUGGCAUCACCAGAGGGUGUGGUCUUCUGGGCACCCCUACUGGCCCUCCUCUGCACCAGUAACACAGUCACUCUGCUCAGCUCAAUGCCAAACUUUAAUGGAGCACCUCGCCGCUCGCAUCUCCUGAGUGCGUCACAACGGGCAGCCCUGGAGAACGCCAGCAUCGCAUUCUUCUCUCGUUGCACCCUGUGUCAUCCCAGCAACCAGAAACUCCUGGCACAGGUCAUCUGUGAUGUGAUCUGCACCCAAGAUCUUCAGACCGGUUCACCGUUUGUCAUAUCAGGAUUCAUGCGUCGACUGAUCCUUCAGCUCAUGCUUGAAGAUGAGAGUCUGGCUGUAGCAGUCAGCUCAGUCUGCCAGCUGAUCAAAGGGCCACAGUCCUGGACUGGACGCAUUGUGCACCCCAGCUAUGGGCUUGGGCACAAGAACAUGUUAGUGGAGACCAAGCUUACAUCCACCUGUGCUCAGCUCAUAACAUACCUAACAGAUACCCUUGGUCUCAAGAACCUACCAGGAGACAAGAAGCCCAAGCCCAGCAGUGACUCAAGCAAGACUGACAAACAAUCCUUUGUAAUGGUCAACCUUUCUCCUGAUAAAUUGGAUGUAACUGAAACAGAGGUCAAUGGGAAUAUUGGCAACUCUAUAGAUGCUAAACCCAAAACCAGUUCAGUAGCGAGUGCAGAACCCCAAGCAGGCAGCGCAACAAAGCUGCCUACCUCAGCCACCCCAUCUUCAUCUCAGAUCCCCAUUUUUGGUGGUAUCUUUUCUACGGUGCCUCAAUCCACUUCUGCUGCUGCUGCUUCUGCUGGAGCUUCCACAUCAGGAGGAGCAACAGGGGGAGCUACAGGUGGAGCUACAGGUGGAGCUACAGGUGGAGCUACAGGUGGAGCGACAGGUGGAGCUGCAGGUGGAGCUUCAGCCACAGCAGGAGCAUCAGCCUCUACCGCCGCCUCCGCCUCCACCUCUACCAAGCAGCCAGACAAGUUCCUUCUCUACCCUGGAGCUACCAACUUCCCUACAUCCAUGGUGCCAACCCUUCCCCCAGAGCUCCUGCCCAAGUCCAUGGAUCGCUGGGCUCCUUUCUUUAACACCUUCUCCAACCCUGCAACCUCCAUGGCAGGAGCUGGGACCUCCUCCUUUAACAUGCCUGGACUGGUCAUUUCUCACGAGCGCCUUGGUAGCCAGAACUUCCCAGGCCGCAUGACAAUCGGACAGGCAAUCAACAUGCUGCAGAGACGUGGUCUGCCUGAAGGAAGCCCCACACUGGAGUUGAACAUCAGGAUGAGCUCUUCAUUAUUAGGGGCAUCAAAGACUGAUAGCUCUAAAACACAGGAAGCACAAGAAGGUCGCAAUGAGGCAAGUACCUCUGCCAACUCCCUUGACUCUGAUCAGCACAUCCCAGAGGAGGUACUACUGGACACCCCUCCAAUCUCAUCUUUCCUGGAGGUGUUUGCCCGUCUUGGUGGCCUGGCCCUCAUAGCUGAACAUCUCCCCCAGCUAUACCAGGAUGCUCCCCUCGCUACACAGCAGCAGCAUCAGGCUAAGAAUGGGGCGCAUGCCACCAAUGCUGGUGGAAGCUCGGUAGAUAAGAUGACAGCGAGUGGAGGAGGGCCUUCUGCAGCGAUGCACUCCAGCUGGUGGAAGUACAGCUCAGAUCUUGGUCUGAAGGAUCUAGGAGAGUUUGAGGACUAUGAGGUCCUCAUGGAAGGACCUCACAGCACCACUAUCACAUCUGUUGGUGGCAGCACCCUUACCACUACCUCCAAUGUACCUUCCUAUGGAUUGGGAAGCACCGCUGCCCAUCUUCAAGCCACCUCCUUCUCCAACAUCGGUCCCCUACAUACCAUACCCAUGACAGCAGCCUCCUCCUCGUCCUCCUCCUCCUCGUCCUGCCCUCCCCAGGGCUCGGCUGCAGGCCAGACCAUGGGUAGCUGCACGGCUGCAAUCCCUCCUCACUCACUUGCAGCGUUUGGGCUGUUCCUGAGGCUGCCUGGGUAUGCAGAGGUGCUACUGAAGGAGCAGAAGAAGGCACAGUUCUUGCUGAGAUUGAUGCUGGGAGUCACUGAUGAUGGGGAUGGAGGUCAGAUUCUGUCAUCUCCUCUGGCGACGUCCCUCCCAACUCUUCCCUUCACUGUACUGGUCACUCUCUUUGACUCCACACCACUGACCACUGAUGAUGGGGUAUUGCUAAGACGUAUGACCCUGGAGAUUGGAGCCAUUCAUCUUGUACUCGCCUGUCUCUCUGUUCUUAGUCACCAUGGUCCUAGGGGAGCUUCACAACCUGCAACAGCAGAGGGUGGUGGUCCAUCAGUCGCCAAUGGCAGUCAAGUAGGUGGUGUGAAUGACAAGAACCAGAACUUCUGGGCCAAGGGAACAGGCUUCGGGACAGGAUCAACCACCUCGGGCUGGAAUGUGGAGGAGGCCCUCGUUAGGCAGAAAGCAGAGGAGGAGCAUGUAACGUGUCUUCUCAAGGUUCUGUCAAGCUACAUCAACCCAAUAAACAGUACAUCAUCUAACGAGAGGUCAGCAAGCAUUGAUCAGACCAGUGGUGACUUGGACCAGGAGCAGCUAACCACCAUCUUCCCAGCCGUCUUUGUGGAGUUACUCACCCAAUCCUGCCUCAUCCCAGCUAUCUCAUCCUACCUCAGGAAUGACUCAGUUCUUGACAUGUCUCGCCAUGUGCCCCUGUACUGUGCUGUCCUGGAGAUCCUCCGUGCCUUGGCCCUGUGUCCCCUCCUAGUGCACUUACUGCUUCCUCAGGGAGACAAUGGUGACAAGUCGGUCAUCAAGCUCCUAGAGAACAUCAAGGGAUGUGUCGACACCUACACCUCAAAGCUCAAACUUGUGAAGCCAAGCAAGAAGUCUAGCUCGAGGCACAGUAGUACCACCAAGGAAUCGUCCACAAUAUCCAAGGAAGAAGAAGCAGAGGCAGAAGGGCUGACCCAGCUCGUCCCAGAGAUACAGAGGACAGUAGAGAUGGUCAAGAAACUCACCAGCAAGAUACUAGCACAGAGACAAGGUGAGCUCAAUGACCUUGAUGGUGCUGGUGCUUCUGCCGGUGGUUCUAACUCAGAGGCAUCCAAGUACCAGUCUGCUGAUGAGAAGUACAUUGCAGUCAUGACUGAUCUUCAAUUCGACACUUUCCAAAUGGUGACAGAGGACAGCAAGGGUAAGAUCCAGUUUGCAGUCCCGCAUCACUACGCAUCCAAUGCUAAGUCAGUCGGGAAUGUAACCAAUGCAGCACGAGCUAGGAGAUUAGCUCAAGAGGCCGUGACACUCUCAACGUCCCUGCCUCUCUCGGCUUCAUCCAGUGUCUUUGUGCGGUGUGACGAGGAUAGGCUGGAUGUGAUGAAGGUACUCAUCACUGGUCCAUCAGAAACACCUUACUCUAAUGGAUGCUUUGAGUUUGACAUCUAUUUCCCUGCUGACUAUCCUAACUCACCCAUGCUUGUCAACCUAGAGACUACAGGACAACACUCGGUGCGCUUCAAUCCAAACCUCUACAAUGAUGGCAAGGUGUGUUUAAGUGUUCUUAACACAUGGCAUGGCAGACCAGAGGAGAAAUGGAACUCACAGACUUCCAGCUUUCUACAGGUGCUGGUCUCCAUCCAGUCCCUGAUCCUUGUUUCUGAACCCUACUUCAACGAGCCAGGUUACGAGAGAUCUCGGGGCACCCAGGCUGGCACCUGGAGCUCCAGAGAGUAUGAUGCUAACAUCAUGCAAGCCACUGUGGAAUGGGGCAUGCUGGACAUGGUCAGAAACCCACCACCAGUCUUCAAAGAUGUUGUACAAGCCCACUUCUACUUGAAGAGAGCAGAGGUGAUGGGGCAGUGUGAGGAGUGGAUCGCACUGGUUGGUCAGUACUGCAAUGAUAAGAGGGUUGGCAGGAGUAUGCUGCAUCACUGGAAGAAUCUAAAGAAACAUACAGCAAAGCUGAGAGAAGAACUCAGCAAGCUCCAGCCACCAGAAUUCCUUCGAGAACAACUAGAUCCAGAGGUCGAGCCCCUACCCCCACUCUCAUCGGACGUCACCAAUGAUGUCAGCUGUGCCUCUGUCUCUGAAGAUGCAGACAAGAGCAGUGAGAAUGAUGCUGAGCACAGUGGAUCUUCGUCAUCGUCACAGGAGAUUACAACCGCAGAGACAUCGACAGCUGACAGUCAGGUUGCCGAGCCAAGUAAUAUGUUUGGGAUGCCUCCAGGAGGGGUUGUUGUUUAUGACCCUGUAUGGGGAUUUGAUUGAAGUAAGUGACUAAGUGUGAACAGGUCCACAGGAUUCCAUGGUUAUCCGUCAUCUGCUCAGUAAUCUAACUCUCUUCACUAAACUCUCCAAAAUGCACCUAUGUGUAAAUAGUGACACACAAAACUCUGGAAUUCAAAGUUGUGUAUUUAUUUCAUCAAUAAAUCUUUAUGGUAUUACACAGAAAAUUAUACAAUGAUAAUUCUGUGUAAUUUUAUGCCCAUUUUACAUCUCUUGCACACCUGGUAUACCCUUGCAUGCAACAUUAAUGUCCACAAUGGCCCGAAAACCAAUGGAGUAAUACAUAAUGCGUGCAAUUUAGGGGCAUUAGUUAGUUGGUACAGGGUGAAUGGCAGGUGAGACAGCAGUGAUGAUGACGAUGCUGGUUUGUAUGAGGUGUAUGGAAUCAGUAGUUCCAAGUUUCCAUACAAAAUGUUAAACUGAGACUUAAGAUUUAUGUUGCUAUCUGCAAGAAACUAUAUGGAAUGUUUCUAUUUAUAUGGUAUCGCAUUCAGUUUGUUUAAUCUUUCUGCUAAGUAUUCUUAUUCAUGACAGUUAAACUAAUCAUCCAUAACAUAUUCUAUGUGAACAUAAAAUCAACCAAGACUUGGAAGUAUAUCGUUGGCUUAGUGAUUUACUUGGUGUUCAUUUGAAAGUAAUUACCAUUCACUCAAAAUAUCAUUAAGUAACUUUUAUGAUGUACAUGUCUGGAAUACAAGACCACAGUACACUCUUAGUUUUGAGCAACUAGACUUGUUUAUGUAAAGAAGAAGUUGAAUAUUACUAUGUACAGGUAUCACUUAUUGGUGUAUGAUGUGUCUUUCAUUAGAACUAUAAUUUUUAACCUUAUGCGAAAAAUGCUAAUAACAAAUGGCUGUUGUAUGUACUUCAAAUUCAAUUCAUUACAAUCCCUGCUUUAGUUUGGAAAUCAUUGCAAUGUUCAUCUGAAACUGAUUUGCACCAUGUUAAAAGAUCACUAACGAAGCUGCAUUUGUUUCAUUCAGUUUUUGUUUUCAUUUUCUUGUUGAAAGUUUAUACUCGUCUCACAAAGAAAAAGAUAAAUAUAUUUGUAGCCAUAGUUAUAUUCAUGUAAGGUGUAAACAAAAUGAAAGAAAAGAAAUUUGUCAUGUCACAAAUGCCGUAAUUGUCUAUUUUUGUUUUCUUUUUUUGUAAAAGGAUAAUUAGCAAGUCAUAAUGUCUUCACACAGGCUGACAUAGCUCAAGUGAAUUUGAUACAGUUUUUACAUUUUGCCCUCAUCUGUACCUUAGUAUAAUAAACUUUAAAAAUGACAUCUGGUUUGACUGCACAAGAUUUUAUUUUCCAGGAUGCGAGUAAAUGUUAGCACAUAGAAAUAUUAUAACUUUUUCUUUGUUAUUAUUUUGAUUUUUUAUAGAAUUUGUCAACACUUUUGUUUUAUAAUUUUUAUAUUUCUCUGGUAAUGGAGUAAUUUUAUAAAGAAUUGACACUCUUUAGUGAAUGUGAUAUGUAAUCAGAUUGAUUUUACUUUGUUCUAUUAUCACUUUUAAUUAUGAUUUUCCAGUAUUUAGCAACAUCUUCCAAAUUGUCAUUUUGUUCAGUUAUUGUAAAAAACACAAAUGAUUCAAUUUCAUUUUUAGACUAUAUUAGCAGCUGCAGUGUACAGAAACCGUGGUUCAUAUUGAUCAGUGAGAAUUAUUAUGAUUCUUAUGUGUGAUUAUAAUAGGAAGCAUGAACGUUAUGAACCAAGAAGUGUGGAGGUGAAUACCAAUAAAUGAAAGAAAAAAGUGCAGUACUCUGGUAGUAUAUAUUAUUUUGCAUACUAUUGCCCUAUAUAUAAGAGGGCUUUCCUUUCAUUCUUGAGAAAUGACUGUAAAUACAAACUGUAACCUGUAUAUUAGUUUAUCUUUUGCCAGUUGAUCCCCCCAUACCCUUUGCUAAUGAAUGCUCAAAUCUGGGACAAGUUUUGUGCGAAAUGUUUUUUUAAAAUCUGUUUCAUUUGUGAUGAAUUAGACUAGUAUCAGAAAUGUGAUUAACAUGUGCAAGAGAAUCAACACAUUGAUGUUGUAAUCAGGUGUUCUGAUGAUGUGGUCGUUUUGAUUGUUGUUUUCAGAGAUUUAUCAUUUUGAAGUUACUGUGAAAUCUUUUUGAGACACAUUUACUAGUUAGAAAGGACCAGCCACUGAAUUCAUUUGCAAUAUUCAGGUAAUACUUGUUUAUUUAGAGUAUUUUAUGGCUGUGUAUAGUCUGACGCAAGAAUUCAGCAUACGGUAAGUUUUGUACUGAAGAGACGUAAACAAAGAUUUGACAUAUGAAAAAUAAAUGAAUGCUUUAGUUAGACAUUGAUUGUUAUGAAAUAGAAAAGCUGUUAUUGUAUGUACUAUUUAUUUUUGGUUGUUAAAUUCAUUUUAUUUUCUAUCAGAGCACAUACUCCUUUUUAAAAGUCGAAAGACAAAAUGGAUGAUAGAUGAUGAUAGAAGCGUGUUGCACAUAAGGAAUAUUUAUGUCUAUGUGAUAAUCAGAAAUAUAAAGUACAAACAGAUCACUCUACGUGUCUUAUCAACUAAUAAGAACACAUCAAAAUCUACUGUCAUUUUUUGCAGCUUUGAAUUCUGUGUCACUUAGAUCGGCAGAUUAAAGAACAACCACUAUUUGUUUAUUUGACUGCAAUAUCUAGGAAGAAUGUGUCUAGGUAACAUAAAGGUCAUGGUUUUGAGGAAUGUCUUAAUUAGAAGAGGGCACUUGGUGCCUAUUUAAUCACCUAUUUGAUUCAAAAUUGAAUUGAAAAGGGAUCCAUCCUAAAUUGUCAAUUCAUUUCAGCUACUAAAUUGUGUAUUUUUCUUUGUAAAAUGUCAGAGAUAGAAUUAGACCUAAGUGUAUAGAUUUCAGUGCUCUUGUAUGAUUCUAACUUAUAGAGGCCUAAAGAUAUCUAUCCGUUCUAUUUACAUACAUAUAUACAUACUUUAAAGAGAUUUGUGGGGAAUCUGUUUUAUGUUAAUAUGUUUGAAUGUUUUGUAAUGCACUGAUAGUCCUCUCAGCUUUGCCAACGUUAAGUAGCAUGGAUAAUUGGAUAAAUCCUCCCUUGUUUCUGUUUGAUUACUCAGAAUAUACAGACAGUAUCUCCUUUAAUACUUAUGUCAUUUAGCAUCAAAUCAUAUUUCAUGUACACCCUUUAGAGAUGGUAAGAAAUCCUCUUUCUUUUAUUUCUGUGGAGUUAUAGUAGUCAUUUUAUCUAUAUUAAGGUAAUGAUACGCCAAGCUGAAGUGCAAGAGACAUGUAUACAAGUAUUGACCUACUUUAUGCUUUGAUUUGAAAGAGUGAAGAGCAUGUCAUUUUCAAUUAUGCAAAAAUAGUUUAUUCAGUGUAAGAUUAUUGUCACCCUUUUUAUGAUUAUACAUGUAUAAUGUAGAUAUUGUUGUGUAAGUAUCCUGGAAUCUUAUUUAAGAAUGUUUUACUUCAUUGCAGAGAGAAUUAUCACCAAAAAGUGAUCCAAUUCCUGUGAAACACAUGAAUGUCAAUAUGAAAAACAAAUUGCUUUAACUUGUGCAGAAAUGUAUGUAGAAUGUUCAAGUGUAUAUUGAAGAAUGUGUGAAAUAUAACUAUGUGAAGACGGAUCAGAAAUAUGAUCCAAAUGAUAUCUUUACCUUUCUCACCACUUGAGAACGAACUGUGUAUACUUAUGAACUGUUAUGUACAGGCAGAUAAAUAAAAAAUAAAAAUAAAUUCUUAAGACAUGCAAUGAA
This is a messenger RNA of Strongylocentrotus purpuratus (purple sea urchin), 20144 nucleotides long. It is a transcript of the gene birc6, whose product is annotated as baculoviral IAP repeat-containing protein 6. Bases 270 to 16427 code for a protein of 5385 amino acids. Gene Ontology annotation, biological process: regulation of cytokinesis; negative regulation of apoptotic process; apoptotic process. Gene Ontology annotation, molecular function: cysteine-type endopeptidase inhibitor activity; ubiquitin conjugating enzyme activity. Gene Ontology annotation, cellular component: nucleus. The record is from RefSeq and is a predicted model, not a curated record. The transcript has 60 exons. Lineage: Eukaryota; Metazoa; Echinodermata; Echinoidea; Camarodonta; Strongylocentrotidae.